GGCCCACAACCGUUGCUUGUGCAGAUCGAGUAGACACAGGUAAGACGUCAUAGGUUGUUGUUCUCUCAACGUCGCGAAAUGUCGAAAAAACAUAAAGUCAACACACUCUCCCCAGAGCAAGAGGUUGCGAUCCAUCAGGACCAACACUUCACGCCACCAAAACAGCGUCUUCCCAUCCGCAGCUGGCCUCAUCCACAAGAGAUGGAUGGAGACGAUGGCGCCCAGUUCAGAACCCCCAAGAAGAGGAGGAAUCUGACUGAAGAUCUGCGGUUCAUAGCUGAGGACGUGGCUCAGGAGGGCAUGAGCACACAAGAGGAGAACACACUCUCCCCAGAGCAGGAGGCUGCGAUCCAUCAGGACCAACACUUCACGCCACCAAAACAGCGUCUUCCCAUCCGCAGCUGGCCUCAUCCACAAGAGAUGGAUGGAGACGAUGGCGCCCAGUUCAGAACCCCAAAGAAGAGGAGGAAUCUGACUAAUGAUCUGCGGUUAAUAGCUGAGGAUGUGGCUCAUGAGGGCAUGAGCACACAAGAGGAGGAUCUGCUGGACAAGGGACUGCUCGAGGAAGAGACGGACGAGGAAGAGAUGGAACCUGACCCAGAGGCAAAGCGUGCAUCCGACGGUGUUUCCUUUCCCUCCUACUCUGACGCUGAUUUAAACGCACCAAAUCCUAUCCCAUUUACUCCUAGACGUCCUUAUGGUAUUGACUUAGGAAACGUAUGUGAGGCUCUGCUGUCCACCACAAAGAAGAUGUCGCAAGAAAUGAGGUUUUUCAUGCUGUUUUUUACUGAGGCUGUAGUUGCUGACAUAUGCAGCUUUACAAAUAGUCAGGGGUGGGCGCUCGUCCUAAACUGCGCGACAUAUUCCAGCUACAAUGGAACUUGGACGGAGGUGACCGUCAAUGAAUUUUACAAAUUUCUUGGUUUGCUCAUUUACAUGGGCUUUUCAGUUCUCCCUGAUUCCCACCGCCAUUGGGGAACCAAGUCACUUCAGGGUUCGUGGGCAAGGGGAUUUAUGUCGCGUGACCGCUUCAAGGCUAUUUUGGCAGCUCUACAUGUUGUAGACCCUCUCACGGAGGAUAAUCAGGAUCGUCUUAAGAAGUUGCGUUAUCUUAUGGACCACCUCAAACAAAAAUGCCAACAGCUCUUUCAGCCUAACCAAAAUCUCUCAAUAGAUGAACGUAUGGUCAAGUCUAAAGGUCGGUCAGGAUUUAAACAAUACAUGAAGCGCAAGCCUACUCGGUGGGGUUUCAAGUUAUGGGUAAUUGCAACAUCAGACUCAGGGUAUACUCUGGACUUUAAUGUCUACACAGGUAGUAGUGUUGAGCGUGACACUGACUUGGCUACUACAGUAGUUGAAUCCUUACUGCAGCCAUUCAAAGACCAGGGCCACAAUGUUUGGUUUGACAACUUUUACACAUCCCCAGCUCUCAUGGUGAAGUUGUCAGAAAUGGGAAUUAACGCCUGUGGGACAUGCAAGGUGAAUCGGAAACAGAUUCCUGCAGAAUAUAAAGACGUCAAAAGAUGGGAACGCAUGACAACUCGUGGGGAUAUGAGGUGGUGUAGGAUUGAGGGGAAUAUACUUCUAAUCCAGUGGAAGGACUCGCGUGCCGUCACAGUCCUCUCUAAUUUCCACAAUGCAAAUGAUAUGACUGAAACAACUAGGUUUGUAAAACAUGGUGGCAACUGGACAAAGGAAAUAGCCCCCCAGCCCACUGUCAUCAGUGAUUAUAACAAAAACAUGGGUGGUGUUGAUAGGUCAGACCAAAUGAUAAAAUCGUAUGACGUCCUACAAAAAACUCAUAAGUGGUGGAAGACUCUUUUUUUCCACUUCAUAGACAUUGCCGUAGUAAACAGUUUCAUAUUGUUUAAGGAAUGGCAAGUUAUUAAUGGGAAACCAAAGGAUAAGUCUAGACUAAUGAACAUAACACAGAUAGAUUUCAGAGAAAACCUAGCACGUCAGCUGGGAGGUAUCCAUAUUCAAGCGAGCUUCCCUUUGCAUUCACCAAAGCGUGUUGUCCCUCUUCCACCUCCACCAUCAGUCCACACAGUCCAUGUCCCUAUAUUGGAAGAGACCUCUAGGAGAUGUUGGCUAUGCUAUCGGAAACGAAAGGCUGAGCAUAAAACCAAAGUAGUUUGUUGCGCACCAGAAUGUAAUGGCAAGAGACUUUGCUUGGUUCGUGAUAGGAACUGUUUUCAGUCUUGGCACUCGGCUGAGUGUGACCAGUUUCGUUAAGUGGCUCAGGUUCUAAAUAGAAAAGGAAGUGUUGUUGUUGUCUUUUCCCCCUGCCUCUUUUCACCCUCUCUUCUCUUCACAGGUGUUGCAGUUAAAUGUUUAUACAUGUAUGGAUCUUCUGUUCAUGCACUCUUACACGUUAAAAAUGUAUUUACUUUAGCCUAGAUAGUUUGAUUUGGUAUGUUUUUGUUGUGUUAUUUGUUCACCCCACAGUCUUAUGUUCAAAUUAACUAAAGUGUGUGUCUUUUUUUAACACAAAUGUGUAUUUCAGUGUUUGUGUUGUGUCGUUUCAGAUGCAAUCUCAAUGUAUUAUUACAGGUGCUCAAAAGAGUAUUUGAGGAGUGUUCAUGUGAAAUGUAUCUUGACAUUCUAAGGAGCA
Molecule: messenger RNA, 2614 nt
Organism: Hypomesus transpacificus
Lineage: Eukaryota; Metazoa; Chordata; Actinopteri; Osmeriformes; Osmeridae
Product: piggyBac transposable element-derived protein 4-like
Exons: 5
Coding region: 79-2235 (718 amino acids)
Source: RefSeq, a predicted model, not a curated record